This is a messenger RNA of Durusdinium trenchii, 2240 nucleotides long. The record is from the annotation of a GenBank genome assembly. Lineage: Eukaryota; Dinophyceae; Suessiales; Symbiodiniaceae.
UUUGGCUCAGCGUUGUUGCAAUACGACCAUCUUGGGGGGGAACAUUGCUCCAAAGACGUCAAGGCAUCAUGACGUCGAUGAACCUGAACAAGAAGACCAUCUCAGACCUAGAGGUCAAAGACAAGCGCGUUUUGAUGAGAGUGGAUUUCAAUGUGCCAAUGGACAAAGAAGGCAACAUUACAAACACUCAGCGAAUUGUCGGAGCCAUCCCUAGCAUCAAGAUGGCCUUGGACAAGGGUGCCAAGAGCGUCAUUCUGAUGAGCCACAUGGGAAGACCUGAUGGCAAACCCAACACCAAGGAUUCACUAAAGCCCGUAGCGAAGAAGCUCGAGGAGCUCAUGGGCAAGACAGUGACCUUCCUGGAGGACUGCGUUGGGGAGAAGGUAGAGGCGGCCUGUGCAGAUCCAGCACCUGGCUCCGUGAUUCUCCUAGAGAACCUUCGCUUCCACAUUGAAGAGGAGGGCAAGCGGACAGAGAAGGGUGACGAUGGUGAGAAGAAAGAAAUCAAGGCUGGCGAUGAUGAGGUCAAGGCCUUCCGUGCGUCUCUCUCCAAGCUUGGUGAUGUCUAUGUCAACGAUGCCUUUGGAACGGCCCACCGGGCUCAUUCGUCCAUGGUGGGUUGCAACUUGCCUGAAAAGGUUGCUGGUUUGCUCAUUGAGAAGGAGCUAAGGGCCUUUUCGCAAGUGCUGACUACGCCAGCUCGCCCAUUAGUUGCAAUUGUUGGUGGUGCCAAGAUCAAUGACAAGAUCAAGCUGAUUGAAAACUUGAUUGACAAAGCAGACGGCAUCAUUAUUUGUGGGGGCAUGGCCUACACCUUCUUGAAGCAAUGCUUUGGAAUGCAGAUUGGUAACAGCCUCUUUGACAAGAAGGGUGCCGACAUUGUCCAGGGUAUGCUAGACAAGGCCAAGGAAAAGGGCUGUGAGGUGACUCUGCCCAUUGACUGGUUGUGCGGCAAAGAGUUCAAGAAUGAUCAGGAGACAAAGCUUGUCACGCAGGAAGAGGGCAUUCCUGAUGGUUGGGAAGGUAUGGAUUGCGGACCAAAGAGCAUGGAGCUUUUUGCCAGCAAAGUGAAGGCAGCCAAGACGGUCGUUUGGAACGGACCUGCUGGCGUCUUCGAAUUUGACAACUUCUCCAAGGGAACAAAGGCAUUGCUGGAAGCAGUGGCAGACCUUCAUGCUUCAGGUGGUGUGGGCAUCAUUGGUGGUGGUGACUCUGCAACUGCAGCGGCCAAGUGGGGCAUGGAGGACAAGGUCUCUUUUGUCUCAACUGGUGGUGGUGCUUCCCUCGAGCUGCUUGAGGGCAAGGUCUUGCCCGGCAUUGAUGCACUUGCGAAUGCACCUGCCAAAUGGGAGGGCACGGUGACGGGAAAAUACCAGUGGGAUGACAAGAAGAAGUCGAAUACUGAUGCAGACAAGGACAUGAGCAGUGCUGGCGAUGCGAUCACCAAGUAUAGCUGGGGGGAUGGAAAGAAGCAGGUCAGCAUUUACAUUGAGUUGGAUGGCCUCGACGAUUGCACUGAUGAUAUGUUUCAGGCUACAUCUGGGGAGACCGAUGUUUCCCUCACCAUCACCAAGGUGGCUGGCAGAAAGCGGACGUUCACUUUGAAAAAUUUGGCCCAUGAGAUUGAUGGGGCCAAGGUCAACCACAAGAAGGGCAAAGGAAUGGUGGUGCUCAAGUUGAUCAAGAAGGAAGAACAACCUUGGUUCAAGUUGCAAGAGUCCUCCGGCGGCGGAGGUGAUGAUGAGGAAGAAGGUGGCAUGGGUGGCAUGGGCGGGAUGGGCGGCAUGGGUGGCAUGGGCGGCAUGCCAGGAAUGGGCGGCCUUGGCGGCAUGGACCUGUCCUCGAUGAUGGGUGGCAUGGGUGGCAUGGGUGGCAUGGGCGGCAUGGGCGGCAUGGGUGGCAUGGGCGGCAUGGACCUCGGUGGCAUGGGGAUGGACGACAUGGACCUUGGUGGUGAGGAGGAAGGCAAAGAAGAGUGAGUGCCUGCGCCUCGAGGCAAAGAUUGCAAUGGGAACAGCAAGAGGGCACACAGACACAGUCCAAUGAGUAGGAACAGGAAGCUUGAUUGAUUCAGCCUCUGCUUCUUUAGGCCAACCUCCUUCCCUGUGGAGGUUCUUUCUCUUGACUGCUUUGCACGCAGUGGUGGUGUGAACCAGAGCUGCUACUGUAGUCUGCCUCAAGGAAGGGAAAGCCAAGUAGGCAAGAUGGCAGCUCAAGAGGUGAUUGAGCGGGGGUCAAGC